Messenger RNA from Helianthus annuus (common sunflower), 2031 nucleotides. RefSeq lists its product as uncharacterized. Bases 1 to 2031 code for a protein of 676 amino acids. The transcript is spliced from 5 exons. The record is from RefSeq and is a predicted model, not a curated record. Lineage: Eukaryota; Viridiplantae; Streptophyta; Magnoliopsida; Asterales; Asteraceae.
AUGGCUGAACCAUCGAAUCCACACAAUGUGGAGGGUGAAAACCCUGAACAGCCGAUAGUGGCUGAGGAAGAAGACGAGGAUGAUGAUGUUAAUGUUCCCGGUGGUGGGUUACCGGUGUUAAAGUGGACAAAAGGUAGUUUUAAAACCCUGAUGGCCACUGUUCAGAUGGCCAAAGACUGGAAUGCUACUUACCCACAAGUGGGGGACACCGGUGCCGAUGCUCCGGCCGGUUAUAUAACCUUGUGGGCGGAUUUUUUCACCCACGGUAACCUUAGGUUGCCGGUGACGGUGUUUGUGGCGGAGGUAUUGGAGUAUUAUCACCUCCAUAUCUCCCAGCUUAGCCCUUUCGGAAUGUUCCGAAUUCGGAAUUUUGAGUACACAUUCCGUGCCCAUGGCCUGCCCAUUUCAGUGGAGAAUUUCCGGCGUUUCUACCAGUUGACGGUGAACACCGGUUUUUUCUCGUUCACUCAAAGGCAUGGGAGUCUGAAGUUGAUGACACCCCCUAAGGGUGUGACAGGCUGGAAGAAGAGGUUCUUCUACGUGAAAGCCUGUGCGGUCUAUGCUAACAUGUCUUUCAGGAACGUCGAUGUUGGAGUUUCCGAUGAAGAUAUUCCUGUUGCUUCCGCAAAGACCGCGGACUGGUUCUCUAGGCUGCGGCCUAUUGAACUCAAGAAGUUGGAUAAUGACCAACUAUGGAUAUUGCGGAUGAUGCUCUCUAGACCGGAUAGGAAGGAAAGACCCGUGUUGCGGGAACAGGGUGGUGCGGAUGCGGUUGGCUUGUGGAGGAUGUUUGAGCCUGAUUUCAAGGGCCAGGUUGAACUGAUCGCGGUUGAGCUGAAGCAAGGUUUCAACCUUGAAAUUCUGAAGAACUUCCGCGUACCAUCAAAAGCGGUGCUGGAAGCCCCGGUUCCGGGAGACGCAAGAGGUGUCCUUGCGGAUUUGGGGAAGUUUGAGAAACGCGUCCCCAAAAAGACUGUGGAGAAGAAAACGGUAAAAAAGACCGUGCGGGGUCAUGGUAAGGGGAGUGUUGAAGGCUCAGCUGCCCCUUCUUCUGUUUUCGAAGCCGCAGGUACCUAUCAAUCUUGUUCUCGGAGAUAUACCGAUUACGUCGUAGUGUCUGACACCCUUGAGGGUUUGGGUGUUAUAGGUAGUGGUGCGGCCGCGGGUGGAACUGGUGUGGUUCCCCCCGUUGUUGGAGAGAAAAGGGGGCCAGAGCAGAAAGCUGCUGGUGGUGGUGAACCGAAGAGGCGGAGACUGUCGACCAGGAGAGUUGCUCCGGUGCAGAAGAAACCUGCAGUUGCUGCUGAAUCCCGAGAUGCGGGGUAUUCUUUUGUUGACAUCCCUGCGUCUCCUCCGCACACCGCUGCCGCGGGUGCGGGUGUUUUGAAGGAGAAGGUCGCGCCUAAGGAGCCUGCGGCCCCUUUUGCUGGGCCAGUUCGUGAUCCCCCUUUGGAGAAGACAGUGGAGGCGACUGCUGACCGGAUUUUUGACACUGUGGACUCCUCGGACAAUCUGAUCUCUCCUGAUGAGGGUGACGGAUUGAACUUGAGGUUUGCAGAUGCCGGUAAGCAGAAGUCUGAUGCUGAGGUGCGGCAGCAGGAUGCUGAGCCGCAGAAGUCUCCUGCUGGGGAGAAAGGUAGCGGCUCGUCUGCCGGUGGUGCGGGUUAUGACGGGCCUCCAAUUCAGCCUGGAGAGUCUGAAUUGGAGUAUUAUUACCGCACCUACUCCCCGGGUCGCAGUAUGGUGUACCACCGACCCCCCUGGACUGUUAUGCAGGGGGAUGAUAUUUCUAACGACCCUGCGGCAUGUAGGGAGAUUUUGGGUGGUCUGGGGACCCCGUUUGAAGUCGAGCGUGCCCGUGCCGCGCCCCGAGAGCUGCGUAUUAACCAGCUUUCAUCGAUGCUGGUGGGGACUUCCAUUGUGGCUAAUGCCAUUUUGGAAGAUUAUAAGGUGCUGGGCCGCCGCGAGGAGGAGGCUGCUCGUAUGCGGGCGGAAGUUGAGAAGUUGAUCGAGGCUGCUCGUGCGGGCUGA